AUGGGGGAGCACCAUCUGCUGGAGAAGCAGAGGAUCAGAAACUUCUCACAACACAGAAUCAUGGGGGAUUACUAUGAGAUUCUCGGAGUGCCCAGAAAUGCCACCCAGGAUGACAUCAAACGGGCAUAUAGGAAACUGGCACUAAAGUGGCACCCCGACAAAAAUCCUGACAAUAAAGAGCUGGCUGAAAAGAAGUUUAAAGACAUCGCAGAAGCCUAUGAAGUGUUAUCAGAUGCGGAAAAGCGAGAAACCUAUGAUCGAUAUGGGAAAGCAGGAUUCUCAGGACCUGAGCCCAGGUCCAGCUCAGGAUCCCGCUUUCAUGGAUUUGCCUACACAUUCCGGAGCCCAGAGGAAGUAUUCCAGGAAUUCUUUGGUGGACGGGACCCCUUCUCUGACUUCUUUGGGGAUGACUUUCUGUUUCCUGAAAUGCGUCACACUCACUCCUCACAAUUUUUUUCAGACUCUUUUCCUACUACUAGAGUGUUCUCAUCAUUCUCAUCUUUCGGAAGUGAUGGGUUCGGUAUGGCCGGGGAACGUCCGCUCUGUUUCCACAUCAACUAAAUUUGUUAAUGGCAAAAGAAUAACAACCAAGCGGAUAGUGGAAAAUGGAGUGGAACGAGUGGAGGUGGAAGAGGAUGGCCAGCUGAAGUCCAUCCGGGUCAAUGGGGUAGAAGAUGAACUUGCCUUGGCUCUAGAGAUGAGUAAACGGGAUCACCAGACAAACGUGCAAACCCCCAACAACCGUGCUAGGGGGUCACCAAACCAUCUCCAACGAUCUCAAAGCGCCGCCCCUGCUUACAUGGUACUGGACAGCGAUGACGAAGAUGAGGAUCUGCAACUGGCCAUGGCCUACAGCCUCUCCGAGAUGGAGGCCGCCGGGCAGCACCGAGCAGGUGCG
This is a messenger RNA of Staurois parvus, 898 nucleotides long. The record is from the annotation of a GenBank genome assembly. NCBI's taxonomy places the organism in Eukaryota, Metazoa, Chordata, Amphibia, Anura, Ranidae.